Messenger RNA from Mesorhabditis belari, 675 nucleotides. Lineage: Eukaryota; Metazoa; Nematoda; Chromadorea; Rhabditida; Rhabditidae. The record is from the annotation of a GenBank genome assembly.
AUGGACGAUCAACAACCGUCCACAUCAAAUGAGUCGCCGAAAACAUUUCGUAACUUGCCGACAAAUGGAAAUCGUUAUAUGGAAAACCCUCACUUCCAUGAGACUGACCAAGGCACUCCACGAGGCACUGAUUGCUUCUCUGAACAUAUCAAGAUACUCAAGAGAUGCCCAUGGUAUUGGGGCGAUAUCACGUGGUCAGAAGCUGAGUCGUUGCUUCUCCCGUGUCCAGAGGGAACAUAUCUGUUGCGAGACUCGAGAAACGAUUCCCACAUUUUCACCGUUUCCUGGAGGAGUCGAGAAAAAGUGUUGCACAGCCGCAGUUUGCUUUAUUGGAACGCAAAAAGCGGACCGGACAUCACAAAGAUUUUGGAGAAAGCGAUUCGGGAAUCACAAAGCGGCGAGGCGAAUCUUUUGAUGCACCGUAGAGGAGAGGCUGACCAGGCCGAGCUGUGCACAAUCACAAUGCCGUUGUCCCGUUUCGAUCUUUUCCCACAAUCGCUCUCCUAUUUGUGUCGAUUGGAGCUCCGUCUCACCCACGACGUCGUCUCAUUAUCGAGAGCUCGGCAUGUGCCACCGCGAAUUCUCGACUACCUACUUGAGCCGCGUUUCUUGGCUCCACCAAUCGAGUAUUGCGUCGAGCAAAUCAAAAAGAGAUAUCGAGCUGAAAUCGAUCUU